AUGACAUCAAUCACUUCCCCUAAUAAAAUCACACCUCAAAGACCUGCUCAUCCAUCUUCCAACACCCAUCCCAAUCCUACACGUCGAUCAACCAUCGCUCCAUCAAGCAAGAUAACCUCUCCUACACCUACCAACACGCUAAUUUCUAAACCUAUCGCCCCCAUCGGUACUAACACUAAUAAAAGAACCAAUACGCUUCCCGCUAAAGUUUCCAAUCCCAGUGGGGGUGGCGGUGGUGUACCCAUCAAUGCCGCGAAGGAGUUCAUGCAUAUGAACAAAAACAUCGGUCAUGCUGCCACGCCUGGGAAUACCUUGAAUAGUCUCGAACAAAUCACAAAUAGGAUCGCCAAUAAUCUAGGUGGCAUAGGGGAAAUGGAUGAAAAUAGGAUUGCACCUAGUUACGAGAGAAACUUCAGGGCGGGACUUGGUGAUUUAACCCGUCGUCUUUCUUCUCCCAGUGUUGUAAAAUCACCUGCAAGUCCUGUCAUGUCCCCUACCGCGCCAUCAAGUAUGAUCUUCAACGAACCUGGUAGCCUCCUGAAGAGCAACGAAUGGCCUACGUCUUUCUCCGAACUGGACGCUGCCGCCAACUCGCUGAAAUCCGAUGUAACCGAUUUGACCAAGAAAUCCCCUGACCAUUAA
Kwoniella botswanensis is the source of this 642-nucleotide messenger RNA. RefSeq lists its product as uncharacterized. Bases 1 to 642 code for a protein of 213 amino acids. The record is from RefSeq and is a predicted model, not a curated record. NCBI's taxonomy places the organism in Eukaryota, Fungi, Basidiomycota, Tremellomycetes, Tremellales, Cryptococcaceae. The transcript has 5 exons.